Messenger RNA from Drosophila santomea, 1148 nucleotides. It is a transcript of the gene Tengl3, whose product is annotated as endonuclease G, mitochondrial. The transcript is spliced from 2 exons. The coding region runs from base 103 to 1101 and encodes 332 amino acids. Lineage: Eukaryota; Metazoa; Arthropoda; Insecta; Diptera; Drosophilidae. The record is from RefSeq and is a predicted model, not a curated record. Gene Ontology annotation, biological process: apoptotic DNA fragmentation. Gene Ontology annotation, cellular component: mitochondrial inner membrane; nucleus. Gene Ontology annotation, molecular function: single-stranded DNA endonuclease activity; nucleic acid binding; RNA endonuclease activity.
AUCUGCAAGCAGGCUAUAUUCUACAAAUUGACAUGUCGACAAAUUGCUACAUUCUACAUGUUAUCAAGGCAACACUACUCGAAAUUAUUGUAAGGCCCAUUUAUGUCCAUCAACGAAUCACGAGUCCAUCAGUGGGCCUUAUGUGCCCUUGCGGGAGUAACCGGUUUUGUGUGCGGAGCCUUUGUUCAACAGGAGGCGUCCAUAAGGCAGCUGUUCCGGCAGAUUCGAAGGGAUCCCUAUGUCUACCACCACCGGCACAAGUUGUAUCCCAUGCUAUCCACCUUUCGGACUGACCAUGAGACCCGUUUGUGGCAUCGUUCCACUUCACUGGCCGACAAAUUCAGGGAGCUGGUUGUGUCGCCGAUCUUCGAUUUUGUUAGUGCUGCUCUGAUGCUGAAUACCGAUGCGGCAACUACCACAGAUCUGCUGGACCUAAUCAAGUACGGACUGCCCAGCACGGAGAACCUGUACGUCCACAAGGACUACGUUGUUUCGCAGGACAUGUGCACAAACGCUCCACGAUGGAUUUGCGAGCACUUCCGUGGCGAUUAUCAGAAGAUAAAGUCGGAUGACUUGAACCUUCGCUACAAUGACGUAUAUGUCUUGAGCUGCGGAUCGAUGAGCAUCUGCAAGGCAUUCAAGCGGAAAAUCUGGAACGAUCUGGAGAAGUACGUGUCCAGCAAGGCCGUAGAAUUUGGCUCUGUGUACGCCUACACUGGGCCGAUUUACACGCCCUCCUGUCACGAGGGUGGCAAAUGGACCAUGAAGUAUGAGGUAUUUGAUUGGAUACCGAUGCCGGUUCCAUCCCACUACUUUAAGGUGCUGAUCGUGGAGAGUCGAGUCCCGGGAUCACAUCCCUUCAUGGAAUCCUAUAUCAUCGAAAACAGCCGAAUGGUUGGCGGCAAGUUGACUGACCAUCGCGUCAAAGUCGCCGAAAUAGAGCGUUUUACGGGGCUGCGAUUCAACAAGGUCCUGCAGCCCGUAGUCCAGUUCGAGAAGGACUCCUUCAAGGUGAACACCAGGGCGUGGGCCGGCAGGUUCGAGGAAAUCUCUGAGCCUUUGGUGACCUUUCCUCCGGAUAAGCAAUUAAAUCUAAUAUAAAACCCUGACUGUAAGCUGUAAUACUAUUAAAAUGAACGAACUCUAAA